Molecule: messenger RNA, 2178 nt
Organism: Acytostelium subglobosum LB1
Lineage: Eukaryota; Evosea; Eumycetozoa; Acytosteliales; Acytosteliaceae
Exons: 4
Coding region: 1-2178 (725 amino acids)
Biological process (GO): lipid transport; sorocarp morphogenesis; transmembrane transport
Cellular component (GO): membrane; intracellular membrane-bounded organelle
Molecular function (GO): lipid carrier activity; ABC-type transporter activity; ATP hydrolysis activity
Source: RefSeq, a predicted model, not a curated record
AUGAUACCACUCAAUCAGACUGUUGCAUUUGGCAGUGAAUCUGAGAUGAUCAAAGCAUAUAUGGACAACAAACAAACAUAUUGGGGCGGUAUAAUAUUCUCAUCAAUCGACCCAGCCAACAACACAAUCAACUACACCAUUCGUCUCAACAAUACCUACAACUACGAUAUCCAAGACUCACCAUAUCCAUUCCUCCAACAAAGUAUACUCUCUGCAUUUGCAUCAAUCAAACUUAAUAUACCAUUGAAUAUAUCACUCAACUCUACUCAAUAUUCUAUACCAGCUAAUAAGUUCACACCUACAACGUUCAAUUAUCUAUUCCCUAUAUACUUCCCUCUAUUAUUUAUGUAUUCAUUACAAGUGUUGAUUAUAUUAUUGGUCACAGAGAAGAAGGAUGGUAUUAAGGAAGCACUCAAAGUGAUGGGAAUGCGUGAGUCUGCCUACUGGUUAUCAAACAUCAUAAUGCAGACCAUUAUGAAUGUCAUCCUAAUCAUAUUCAUCCUAAUACUUUGUUAUGCUACCAAAGUAUUCACAUCAACUAAUCCUGUUAUGAUGUUCUUGAUAUUCUUUUGUUUCUCAAUGACAUUGAUCGCCAUUGCAUUCAUUGUGUCGGCAUAUAUGACUCAGCCAAAGAUUGGAAGUAUGAUCUCUGGACUUGUCCUGCUUGUUGGUGUUGGUCUAUCUGUCGUCCUACAAUUCGUUGUCAAGAAGAAGAAUGCCGGCAUCCGUUUCCUCUUCUUCCUCAUCUCCCCAUGUGCAUUUGGCGAGUACCUCGUAGCACUAUCAUUUGCCGAAGGUCAGAAAGAAGCUGUACCAUGGGAUGAUCCAGCAUUCACUGAGGCAAUUGGAUUCUUGAUCUUGGACUUUGUGCUGUAUUCAUUGAUUGCUUGGUGCUCGAUCGAGGUACAUGAGGGUGGCAACAACUUUAGGAUAUUCUUUAAGAGGAGCUAUUGGCAACCAAACCGUGGUCAGACCAAGGGCAAGUCAUCAAAGGAUGGUCAUGCAAUGCAACAAUCCAAUGGCAUUGAGAUCGUGGACUUGGAGAAGGUCUACGUAUCAAAGACCACCAAGGACAAGCAAGUACGUGCGAUCAAUGGACUCAACCUAACUGUUCCCGCUGGUACAAUCUUUGCAUUGCUCGGUCAUAAUGGUGCUGGAAAGUCGAGCACAAUGAACAUACUCACUGGCAUGAUACAACCAUCUGGUGGCGAUGCCUUCAUCAAUGGACUAAGCGUCAAGACUGACAUGGAUCAGAUCCGCCAUCACAUUGGAUUCUGUCCCCAACAGAACAUCGUCUAUGCUCAACUCACAUGUGCACAACAUCUCCGUCUGUUUGCAAAGCUCAAGGGUGUACCGGCCAAAGAGAUCGAGGAGUCCAUCGCCACUUCGCUUGAGGAGGUUGGACUCACGGACAAGACGGACGUGCCAAGUUCAGAUCUGAGUGGUGGUAUGAAGCGACGUCUGAGUCUGGCAAUGGCAUUCAUUGGCGACCCAUCAAUCGUCUUCCUUGACGAAUGCACCACUGGCCUCGACCCAUUUGCUCGUCAUCAGGUGUGGGCACUGUUGCAGAAGAAGAAGCAUGGCAAGACCAUUAUAAUGACCACUCACUUCAUGGAGGAGGCCGAGUUGAUUGGAGAGUCAAUCGGUAUCAUGUCCAAUGGCAAGCUACGUUGCUGUGGCACAUCACUCCAACUCAAGUCCGAGUUUGGUCUCGGCUACAUCCUAUCAUUCACAUUGAAUGGUGGUCAAGACAGCACCAUCACAUCAUCAUUCAAAGACUAUGUCAUGUCAGUGUUCCCCGAUGCAGUUCAAAAUGAUACACAUGUCCUGUCUCCACCAUCCUCCAAGACCAAGACAUUGAAGGACCACGAUCAUCAACAUCUAAGUGAGCCUGACAUACCAAUGGACAUGGUACCAUUGAGUGGUGCUGGUGGCAGUGGUGCAAGCUCCCCCAUCAACAACUCUAACAAUACUCCUAUAUAUGGUCACAAAGACAUUGAGAUGACAUUCUCAUUAUCACAUCAAAAGUCCACAGAGAGACUAUCAACAUUCUUUGAAGAGUUGGAACAAUCAAUCCAACAACGCUAUGGCAUCAAGUCAAUGGGUAUCAGCAUGACCACACUCGAAGAAGUAUUCCUUCGUAUCCAAACAGAAGACCCUACUACUACAGCCAAAUAA